GCCCGGGACCUUUUCCUGGUCUCCUGGACCUGUGGGGUAUAGGAGGACAGUUGGUGGAGUACCGAGCAGCUCUGUUGGCUUCUCAUGGAAUCGCCUCCAUGACCAUUGAUUACAUGACCUGUAAAUUUACCAUGGAAACUGGGAAACAUGUGGGCAACGACUACUUUGAGACGGCCUACAGAGUCCUGUCCCAGCAUCCUCAGGUCCUCAGCAGCAGAAUCGCCAUGUUGGGUCUGUCAAUGGGCACCAGUAUCACCCUGAGAAUGGCCGUCGAUUCCAAAGUUAUAAAGCUCAGGUGUGCUGUUUGUAUCAGUGGAAGUCAUGUUCAACCACCAGAUGGCUCUUUAGGAGGAAUAAUCAGCUACUUCGUCAAAAACGGUGGGAAGGUCAGAAAUGAGAACAAUGCGAUCAUCUCGCGUGAUCUUCUACUGCCCAUCCCCUCUGACCCCACAUACAAAGUGGAGAUGGGACGACUCCAGUGUCCACUGUUACUGAUUGUUGGUGAAGACGAUCAGAACUGGUGUACCUACGAGUCUGCAAUGGAUAUGAAGGAAAUGAUGGAGCGAGCGGGGAACAGCCACCUGCUGACUCUCCUGUUCUACCCAAAUGCAGGUCACCUGAUUGAACCACCAUACUCGCCACACGCCCGAGCUAGUCUCUUUAAAGGUCUCGGGACAGGUCAGAAAUUUAUGGUGUUGUGGGGGGGACAGACUCUGGAACAUUCUCGAGCUCAGGAGGACUCCUGGAAGAAGAUGUUGGUCUUUCUGAAGGAGAAUUUGUACGGCGGCACAAAACUUGGUGCAACCUCACUAUCCCAGCUUUAAUUAUCAAGAUGACUGAUGAUUGUGGAAGUUAAACUGUUUUGUUUUGCUUUUCUAAAGUCAAUAUGAUUUGAUUGUCAAAAGUACUUAUCUUAUGUCACUUAUGUCAAAAGCACUGACUGAAUCAACUGAAAGCAACGUUUAUAAAAGACCAAAAAUUAAAGACACAUUUUUUAUGGACCAAA
Austrofundulus limnaeus is the source of this 1006-nucleotide messenger RNA. Its product is annotated as acyl-coenzyme A thioesterase 4. The record is from RefSeq and is a predicted model, not a curated record. NCBI's taxonomy places the organism in Eukaryota, Metazoa, Chordata, Actinopteri, Cyprinodontiformes, Rivulidae. Gene Ontology annotation, molecular function: fatty acyl-CoA hydrolase activity. Gene Ontology annotation, biological process: fatty acid metabolic process; acyl-CoA metabolic process.